This is a messenger RNA of Tachysurus fulvidraco (yellow catfish), 897 nucleotides long. RefSeq lists its product as uncharacterized. The transcript has 4 exons. The coding region runs from base 67 to 897 and encodes 276 amino acids. Gene Ontology annotation, cellular component: external side of plasma membrane. Gene Ontology annotation, biological process: immune response; cell surface receptor signaling pathway; negative regulation of T cell proliferation. The record is from RefSeq and is a predicted model, not a curated record. NCBI's taxonomy places the organism in Eukaryota, Metazoa, Chordata, Actinopteri, Siluriformes, Bagridae.
CAGUCAGUGUGUCAGUGUGUGUGUUUCACACUGAGGGACUGGUGUGUGUGUGCAGAAGAAUCAGUAAUGAUGAAGUGCUUAUAUCUUUUGUAUAUCGUGUUUCACGUCACUGCAGGCUGUGAUCUCUCUGCUCAAACUAAAUAUGUUUACAGUGAACACCCUGGUGGUUCAGUUCUGUUACCCUGCUCCUGCUCUGACCUGCACACCAAACCUCACACAUUCACCUGGAUGGCCUACAUAAGAGGACGUCUGAAUGACGUGUUAAAUGAUGAACACUACCGUGGCAGACUUCAGCUGUUUAAUAACACUUCUCCUGGUAAUCUGUCUCUGCUCAUAUCUGACCUGAGAGAAGAGGAUGAUGUAGACUACAGGUGCAGAACUGAGAAGGGACACAGAGACAUGCGUAUUAAUGUUAAAGGCUGUGAUCUCUCUGGUGAUAAGCAUCAGGUAGUUAUUAAUGGACACCCUGGUGGUUCAGUUCUGUUACCCUGCUCCUGCUCUGACCUGCACAACAAUCCUCAGACAUUCACAUGGACGACUAAAAGAACAGGACACUGGACUGACGUGUUAAAUGAUGAGCUCUAUCGUGACAGACUUCAGCUGUUUAAUCACACUUCUCCUGGUAAUCUGUCUCUGGUCAUAUCUGACCUGAGAGAAGAGGAUCAGAGAGUCUACAGGUGCAGCACUGGAUUAAGGGAAUACAGAGACAUCUGGAUUAAUGUUAAAGGAGGAAGAAGAAAAACUUCAACACGCCCGGGUAAAACAGACAGAAGACCUCCAUCAAAACAGCCUCCAAGUAAAACAACACACUCUCCACCUGCAUCAUCCUCAACUACACUGGAACAAGGUAAACAACAAACUCACAGCAGCCUCCUUCUAGUUGACAUCCUUUUGUAA